UGAGGGAUCAAAGGAUUCUGAAGCAUGGAUGCUUAAUGAAAGACAAGAAUCGAUACAGUCUUUCUUUAAACUUUGAGGUGCGUCAAGUACUCUUCAACCUUCCGUUUCCAAGUGCAGUCAAACCUAAUAUAAAGCCGACAAGUGACAUCAGGACAUCCCAGAAACCGCAGCCAAAACGGAGUAAAACAACUGCAUCAACUUCCCCGCAUGCCACAGCCGAUGCAAACAUGUCAGACAACUUUGCCUCCAGCAGGAAAUGUUUGGAGGUGCGGCGAAUGUGUUCUCUGACAUUUGGAGCUGCUCAGCGUCUUCAGGCAGCCGCAAGACGAAAAGCCAAACUUCUGCAAACUUUCAACUUCUGCCAUUCAGAUUUUCCAUUGCUCCCCGUUGAAAAUUCCACGGGUGGCGCAGCGGAACCGAGGUGGAACCGCAGGGAAGACUUUGGGCAACAAUAGACAUGAUGAUGGACACAUUCGGCGCCAUCGGUACUGGUUUAGACCUUUUGGAUAAGACCAUCGGCUUGUGCUUCACCGUCUAUGAGACGGUGAAGAAGGCCAAGCACAACAAGCAGCGCUGCCACGAGCUGGUCCAUCGGGUGCGUCUCUUGGAGGCAAUGGUGUUGAGCCUCAAACGUCGGCCUCAAUGCAUCAGCGCCAACGUCAGAUCCAGUCUGCUGGUGCUCAUCGGGAGCCUGACGAAGGCCGAGGAGUUGGUGAGAAAAGUCUCCAACGCCAACCAGGCCGUCGGGUUCUUCAACGCCGGCGACAACGAAUCCAAGUUCAAAGAGCUCACCCAAAAACUUGGGGAGGAUGUGCAGCUACUGUCCAUCGCGCUACAGAUCCAUGAUGGCAACGUCCUGGAUAGCGUCUACAGCCAGGUGGCUCCCUCCAGUGAGCCCUGCAAGUCCGACUUGGAACCGAACACGGAUGCAUGGACUGACCAAAGCCAAAAAUUUUCCGUUCCGACUUCACCCGCCACCAUGGUGCCCAAAUCGCCCGUCACCAUGGUGCCCAGGUCACCCCUCACUAUGGUCCCCACAUCACCCUACACCAUGGUGCCCACGUCCACCGUCACUAUGGGGCCCAGGUCACCCCUCACCAUGGUCCCCACAUCACCCUACACCAUGGUGCGCACGUCCAGCGUCACUAUGGGGCCCAGGUCACCCCUCACCAUGGUCCCCACAUCACCCUACACCAUGGUGCGCACGUCCACCGUCACUAUGGGGCCCAGGUCACCCCUCACCAUGGUCCCCACGUCGCCCGUCACCAUGGUGCCCACGUCGCCCGUCCCCAUGGUGCCCAGGUCACCCUUCACCGUGGCACCCAUGCCAGGAUUCGCCGUGAUGAACCGUGCACGGCCGGUGGGCUUCCAACCUCAGACCGUGGUCACCCGUCAGUCUGUCACCUCGUACUCUGUCCCGCUCUCACAACUUCACAACUUUGUGAAGCAGCCGCAAAAAGACAAAGGGAAAAAGAAAAAGUUCAACAAGAGCCAUUCGGUUGAUUUCUAGAAGUAAACCAUGUCGUGUGGACCUGCGCUGUAUUGAGUUUUCUUCGUCACUUUCUACACAGGAUGUUCUGUACUCGGAUUCGACUUCUACUUAGUUUUUACUUCUUCCACCAAUGAAUGCAUAAUUGGCCGACUGCACAUUUCCUAUCUUCACAAUAAAAGCCCUGCUUCAUGCUGCCUGCGCUAACAAAAUAAGAGUCUCGGAAAGCUGGCGUGCACAUCACUUGUGCACGCCAGCUUUCUGAGGGAUCGCU
This is a messenger RNA of Nerophis ophidion (straightnose pipefish), 1763 nucleotides long. Its product is annotated as mucin-2-like. The record is from RefSeq and is a predicted model, not a curated record. Gene Ontology annotation, biological process: cell surface receptor signaling pathway. The transcript is spliced from 3 exons. NCBI's taxonomy places the organism in Eukaryota, Metazoa, Chordata, Actinopteri, Syngnathiformes, Syngnathidae. The coding region runs from base 458 to 1510 and encodes 350 amino acids.